This is a messenger RNA of Osmia lignaria (orchard mason bee), 10056 nucleotides long. RefSeq lists its product as uncharacterized. Lineage: Eukaryota; Metazoa; Arthropoda; Insecta; Hymenoptera; Megachilidae. The record is from RefSeq and is a predicted model, not a curated record.
UUCGCGUGAACGGGGAAGUGGAAUUUUCAUUAUCGGAAUACCAGUCGCUGUCAGUAAACCUCUUACACCGCUUUGAUAAACGCGCUCCUUGCAGGGCGUAGUCAUCCCUCCAGCUAAAAAGAACACCAAAGGCAACAACGAAAGAAAAAACGAAACCGUUGGUACGCGACACUCGUACGAUUACUUCGAGGAAUAACUCUGUUGAAGAAAUAACGAUUCUCUACGAAUUAAUCGUAACGAGAGGCAAUUAAGGUGGUUCGAAGUUGUUGUAAGAUCAGUUACGAAACACGGCAGGGGAUCGACCGAUUGAAUCGUGAAAAGUAUCGAACCUUAAUGACUUAUGAUUUAUGAUCAACGAAGAGACGUUUGCAAAAAUUGCAAUUCAUCUUGAAAGUGUCAUCUAAAGUACAUGAUGUUCCGAAAGUGAUUCCCGGAAAUAGAAGCGGAACAACGGGAACGAAUUGGUCGAGCUGGAACAACAAUUGCGCACGUUUCACGUGCAGACUGUUUUUACAAUUGCUGCAAACAGUAUAUAUAAUCGACGAAUCAGCUAAAAACGAUAACAGUGUCCAAUGAUACGGCGAAGAUGAAGAUACCAACGAUACUUUUAUCACUUUUCUUCUGCUGUGUUGCCGUCUCGUCGGAGAUUCAGCAGCAAAAGAAAUCGAAUGGGCAAACAGAGAAACGGGUGGGCGUUGAAACGACAGUGAAACGGUCACACGUCACCGAUGUAGAAGCUGCUUCGAGAAAUGUUCAAACGAAACGUUCUUUGGAGGUUGGACAGCAGAAAUCACGAAGCAAAGAGGCUGGAUUAAGCUUUCAGGAAACGGGAUCAGCGCAAAAGACUUCGAGCGGAACUGAUUGGGGAGGGUUGCUUCCUGACGCAGAGGAAAAGGACAGGAAGAAGCAAAGUGAAGUGUCUCCGAUAAUAGCAUGGCUGGGAAAUCUAAGAGCGUCAAAAUCUAACGAGCAAAUAUCAUUGCAUCGAGGACCCUAUUGGGAUUCCUUCACGUCAGAGGACGCGAAAUACACGAGAUUAGACCAAGCAGAGAAACUUGGCGACAAACCAAUCAACGAUAAUUGGUACAUGUACCUGAUACCAGAGAGUUCAGAAGAUUAUUCAGAAUCAUUGGCUCCAGGCAGAAGUGCGAUAAUUCAAAGCCAGCAACGAAAUGGACAAUGGAUUAGUAGUGGAACAAACUUACGCUGGAAGGAAGGACCUGAGUGGUCGAAUCGCGGGAAGAAAAUUAAAAAUGAAGAUGCCAGUGCCCGUUGGAGGAUGCAAAAAUUGCCUACGUCGCAAUGGAACACUGACUGGAAGAAAGAAAAUUUAAAAGAAAUAAAAGGAAACGAGGGAUCAAGGAUAGAUUGGAAACGAGAAAGGAACUCACAGUGGAAGAACAGUGGAUUGGAUGUAAAAAAUUGGAAAAUCAAUGAGGAUAAUUCGAAAAAGAGCGAAGGGAGUAGUAGAAGUUUGGAAGGUUUACGAAGUAAAAGUGAAAAAUCAUUGGAUUCUUCAGACGAUAGAAAAGCUAACGAAGAAGGGGAGAGGAUAAAUAAAUAUUUAAAACACAAAACUUUGUUUGAUUCCGAUCCACUUCUCUUGCUGGAUGAAUUGGAGCAUGGUUCAAAAUACAAACACAAGGGCACUGGACGGUAUGAUACAAUGCUACACGGUGAUAAAGCUCAUGAUAAAAUGUACGAGAGCAAUCGAUAUAUAGGUAAUAGAAGAGGUAGUGAUAAAGUAGAUGAAUUGCCAGAAAUGUUAAAACUUAAGGGCUGGAGAGAAGAAGACGAAAAAAUGAAGGCAGAGAGGGAACAUAGUUCCAAAAAGAUACAGUUGGAGAAACCAUCAAAAGAAACAAGCGAUGACAGAAUAAAAACUUUAUGGAGUACCAGGCAAUCUGAUAAAAUACAGGGAAAAAAUGAUGAGAAACAUCGAAUUCUAGUUAUUAAUAAGAAGAUCCCUGACGAAAAGUUAAAGUCGCAUGAACUAAAAUCGUGGAAGUCGAAAAUUCUGGCAGGCGAACAGAGAAACCAAUAUAGUCAACGUGGUGAAGACAAAACAAUAUCUUCUGAAGAAAAGAAAUCAGAAAAAGAUGAAUCAGGAGGAGCAAGGAGUCACAUGUGGAAGAGUAACAUGGAACAAAAGGUCCCCCAGAGAAAUAGAGAAAGUAAAGAAAAAGAAGAGAACAAUUUGCAAAAAGAAAAAAUUGCAGCAGGAAAGUCAGGAAUAGAAGAUUUGGGCAAACAGGAACAUGGACCAAGAGGUUGGAAGAUGUACAAGCCUCUGAAGGAUUCAAAAGAGAAAAUAUCCAGAGGAGAUGGUUUCGAGGUAAGAAAAUGGAGUGCAGAAAUUCCAGACGAAAACAGACAUUGGAAACAGAAUCUACGACAACAGGUAUUGAAAACAGAAGAUGCGGGAUGGUGGAAACCAAGCAGUGACCACUGGAAUAAUAAGGGCCUUAAAACAGCCAGUCCAGAACAACAGAUGCUGGGCCUACAGAACAUAGAAAGGAACAACCAUAUAAUGGAAGUAUCUCAAAAUAAGGAACUAGAAGAAGACAGCAGGAAAAAAAAUGAAGAAGAAGAGAACAUCAAAACAGGAAGAUGGGAAUCUGAAAAAAUCAAAAAGCAAACCACAGAAAUAGUAAACUAUGGGCUAAAAGAAUCUGACAAAGAGAAACCGGAAAUGAAGGAUUUACUUCUUAAAAAAUCAAAGUCAGAAAUGGCUGAAAAAAAGAAAAUUCAAGAGCAAAGGGAAGAGAAGAGUUCGGAAGAAAAGAAAACUAAGAAGCUUGAGAUUCAUAAGCCUGAAGAUCAGGGAUGGAACCAGAAAGAAAAGUCAGAACAGUCUGAGAAGAAGGAGGUUCAUGUUGAAAGUGAGAAUAAGGGUUUGCGAAAGAUAGAAUUGAAGGGAAUUGAGGUAGAGAAGCCUCAAGGACAGGGAUGGACCAUGAUAGGAAAGCCAGAAGAGACCGAGAAGAAGGAGGUUCAAAUUGAACGUGAGAAGCAGGGUUUGGGAGAGAAAGAAGUGAAGGUUGAAAAGCCUCAAGAACUGGGAUGGGCCAUGAUAGAAAAACCAGAAGAGAUUGAGAAGAAGGAGGUUCAAGUUGAAAGUAAGAAAAAGGGUUUGGGAGAGAUAGCAAUAAAGGAGAUUGAGGUUGCGAAGCCUCAAGGACAAGGAUGGGCCAUGAUAGAUAAGCCAGAAGAGACCGAAAAGAUAGAGGUUACAGUUCAAAGUGAGAAGCAGGGUUUGGGAGAAAUAGAAUUGAAGGAGAUUCAGGUUGAGAAACCUCAAGGACUGGGAUGGGCCAUGCAAAAAAAGCCAGAAGAGUCAAAGAAGAAGGAGGUUGAAGUUGAAAAUGAGAAGCAGGGUUUGGGAGAGAAAGAAGUGAAGGUUCAAAAACCUCAAGAACAGGAAUGGACCAUGAUAGGAAAGCCAGAAGCGUUAAAGAAGAAGGAGGUUCAAGUUGAAGGUGAGAAGCAGGGUUUGGGAGAUAAGGAAGUGAAAGUUGAAAAGCCUCAAGAACAGGGAUGGGCCAUGAUAGGAAAGCCAGAAGCGUUAGAGAAGAAGGAUGAUCAAGUUGAAGGUGAGAAGCAGGGUUUGGGAGAUAAGGAAGUGAACGUUGAAAAGCCUCAAGAACAGGGAUGGGCCAUGAUAGGAAAGCCAGAAGCGUUAGAGAAGAAGGAUGAUCAAGUUGAAGGUGAGAAGCAGGGUUUGGGAGAUAAGGAAGUGAACGUUGAAAAGCCUCAAGAACAGGGUUGGGCUAGGAUAGUAAAGCCAGAACAGUCAGAGAAGAAGGAGGUUGAAGUUGAAAGUGAUAGGAAGGGUUUGGGAGAGAUAGAAUUGCAGGAGAUUGAGCUUGAUAUGCCUCAAGAACAGGGAUGGGCCAUUAUAGAAAAGCCAGAAGAGUCAAAGAAGAAGGAGGCUCAAGUUGAAGGUGGAAAGCAAGGUUUGGGAGAGAAAGAAGUUAAGGUUCAAAAACCUCAAAAACAGGAAUGGGCCAUGAUAGGAAAGCCAGAAGCGUUAGAGAAGAAGGAUGAUCAAGUUGAAGGUGAGAAGCAGGGUUUGGGAGAUAAGGAUGUGAAAGUUGAAAAGCCUCAAGAACAGGGAUGGGCCAUUAUAGAAAAGCCAGAAAAGUCAAAGAAGAAGGAGGCUCAAGUUGAAGGUGAAAAGCAAGGUUUGGGAGAGAAAGAAGUGAUGGUUCAAAAACCUCAAAAACAGGAAUGGGCCAUGAUAGGAAAGCCAGAAGCGUUAGAGAAGAAGGAUGAUCAAGUUGAAGGUGAGAAGCAGGGUUUGGGAGAUAAGGAAGUGAAAGUUGCAAAGCCUCAAGAACAGGGAUGGGCCAUUAUAGAAAAGCCAGAGGAGAUCGAAAAGAAGGAGGUUCAAGUUGAAGGUGAAAGGCAAGGUUUGGGAGAGAAAGAAGUGAAGGUUCGAAAACCUCAAGAACAGGAAUGGGCCAUGAUAGGAAAGCCAGAAGCGUUAGAGAAGAAGGAGGUUCAAGUUAAAGGUGAGAAGCAGGGUUUGGGAGAUAAGGAAGUGAACGUUGAAGAGCCUCAAGAACAGGGUUGGGCUAGGAUAGUAAAGCCAGAACAGUCAGAGAAGAAGGAGGUUGAAGUUGAAAGUGAUAGGAAGGGUUUGGGAGAGAUAGAAUUGAAGGAGAUUGAGCUUGAUAUGCCUCAAGAACAGAGAUGGGCCAUGAUAGAAAAGCCAGAAGAGACCGAGAAGAUGAAGGUUACAGUUGAAAGUGGGAAGCAGGGUUUGGGAGAAAUAGAAUUGAAGGAGAUUCAGGUUGAGAAACCUCAGGAACAGGAUUGGGCCAUGAUAGAAAAGCCGGAGCAGACCGAGAAGAAGGAGAUUCAAGUUGAAAGUGAGAAGCAGGGUUUGGGAGAGAAUGAAGUGAAGGUUGAAAAGCCUCAAGAACAGGGAUGGGCCAUUAUAGAAAAACCAAAAGAGACCGAGAAGAAGGAAGUUCAAGUUGAAGGUGAAAAGCAAGGUUUGGGAGGGAAAGAGGUGAAGGUUCAAAAACCUCAAGAACAGGAAUGGACCAUGAUAGGAAAGCCAGAAGCGUUAGAGAAGAAGGAGGUUCAAGUUGAAGGUGAGAAGCAGAGUUUGGGAAAAAAGGAAGUGAACGUUGAAAAGCCUCAAGAACAGGGAUGGGCUAGGAUAGAAAAGCCAGAAGAGUCAGAGAAGAAGGAGGUUGAAGUUGAAAGUGAUAGGAAGGGCUUGGGAGAAAUAGAAUUGACGGAGAUUGAGCUUGAGAAGCCUCAAGAACAGGGGUGGCCCAUGAUCGGAAAGCCAGAAGAGUCAGAGAAGACGGAGCUGGAAGUUCAAAGUGAUUGGAAGGGUUUGGGAGAGAUAGAAUUGAAGAAGAUUGAGCUUGAUAAGCCUCAAGAACAGAGAUGGGUCAUGAUAGAAAAGCCAGAAGAGACCGAGAAGAUGAAGGUUACAGUUGAAAGUGGAAAGCAGGCUUUGGGAGAAAUAGAAUUGAAGGAGAUUCAGGUUGAGAAGCCUCAGGAGCAGGGAUGGGACAAGAAAGAAAAGCCAGCAGAGUCAGAGAAGAAGGAGGUUCAAGUUGAAAGUGAGAGGAAUGGUUUGGGAGAGAUAGAAUCGAAGGAGAUUGGGGUUGAGAAGUCUCAAGAACGGGAAUGGAUAGAGGAGGAUGUAGAUGCUGGAAAAGGAAAGUUGCUCAAUUCUGUAAAGAAAGAACUUAAAGUUGAAGGGCUAGAAAAGAAUUUAAUGGAGGAAGGCGUCAAAAUGAAAGGUUUGAAGUCUAACCAAUCUAAGAAACAGAGCAUAGAAAUUGGAGAAGUUGGAUUAGGAGAUUCAAAAGAAGUGAAAAUGGAAGCCAAAGAUGUUGAAAUUAACAAAAGUAUAUCUAAGGAUUCUGAAAAAGUAAUGCUUGAACCAGAAGAUCUGAAAGGAGGUAAAACGGUGCGAUGGGAAGAGCAAGGACUUGAAGCAGGAAUUCCAAAAGAAACUAACCCUGGAACAGAGAGCUUAUUGUGGAGUCCAGAGAGAGGUUUUCUGUGGUCAAGCAAUCCACACACUACAGAAGCUGUUCCUGACGGUCUAGACGAGAAGAACCUGCCACGAGAAGAUUCGGAAAAAAAAGAAUCUGGGCCAUCGGUUUUGGAAGCACUCAAUCCAUGGGAGCCUAGUGACAUUAAACGUAACGAGGAACUUCAGUUACCCGAGAGUAAUAUGUGGAGGAGAAAAGGUUGGGCAGAUAUUAAUAUUCCUGCACAGAAAGAUGAUAAAGAGUCUACGUUAUUAGGCAAGGAAGAUAAUAAUGAUCAGUCUUUGACAAACAACAAACUCCUCCAAAAGAAACCUAUUAAAAUUGCAUGGCCUGAGACUAGCAAUGAAAAGAGCAGCAAAUCCAAAGAAACUGGAUCUUCCAUUGAGGACACAUACCUUAAAGCAUCAGGUGAUUUACAAAAGAGCGAUCUGUCGGCAAAAAAAGUCAUUGCAAAAAAAGAAUCAAGUGAAGACAUUGCAAUCUCUAAAGAAAGCGGUUUAAUUUUAAAAAAUAGCAAAGAAGGAGAGAAACUUUCAAAACAAUCUGAAAAUAAUGGUGAAAUACGGAGAAAAUUAAAUAAAAAUGAUCUGACUUCUGAUAAUGGUUUAAUUAAACCUGCAAAUGUGAAAACCAUUACAUUAGAACAAAACAUGAACAAGGAUGAAACCAUGGUACCUGAUAAGAAUAUGGGACAAGCUGGAAGCUUGUCAACCAUCGGCAGCAUUCUAACAGGAAGUCCUAGUUCUUCCCAAAGAAGCGACGUAUCGUCUGAUACAUCUGUUGAAGCGAACAUGAAACUAGGAGACGCAAACAAAGCGAUUCGUUGGAGAGGAGGUAAUACAGCCAAAGCACAGUCAGCUGAGAACGUGAAUAACGAUGGCACGGCUGCAGCAAUUACAAAUGACGCGUCCACAGGUGCUGAUAAUCAAGAUAAAAUCGAGGUUUCCGAUUUACACCCGGAUUUGAGUAAAUCACGCGAAGCUACUCAUCAGAUGGUUCCACAUUCUGCAAAAAAUAACCAGCAUCCUUUAAAAAUACCCAGAGAAGAAAGUGAAAUUGAAAUUUUAAAACCUUUUGAAGAAAAUAAACAAAGAAUUGUUGCUGAAGAUAAGUCCGGUAUCGAGAGAUUAUUAGAUACGGGUGUAAAACAGGAUAGUCUUAAAGAGAAGACGAAAGAAGAGACUUCAGCAACUGAUUUAAUAUCAAAUCAAGGUAAAACUCUGUUAACAGCGAGCAAGUCUGAAGGAAAUAUCGUAGAAUCUGAGAAAGUAGAGGAAGGAACACGAGAAACUGAAAAAGUUGCACACGAGAAAGAUGAGAAUUACAAGAUUCUCGAGGAUCAAAAUAGAAAGAACACUGAAAAGACCAUGGAAACUGGGACGAAUGAAAUUGGGCAAGUUUCUUCCAAGAAGAAAGCGGAAGAAACUAAGGAAAUAACGCAUGGUUUAAACGAAAAAGGUAACUGGAAACAAGGUACUACUGAAUUAAGUGUUAACAAGGUUGAUAAUAAAGUCGAUCUGAUUGAAAAUCAGGAUAAAGAUUCGAGGAAGAUGAACAUGUGGAAACAGCUUUCACUUGCGCAAGAUGUAAGUAGCAAAUCAGAAGAAGAGAUUACUUCAAAAUCCAGUGAAACGAUAAAACAAGGUUCAAAAAUAGCCUCUUCAAAGGAAUGGAUGAUUACAGAUAAAAAAUUACAAACUUCCAAGGAGAGACAAGUAACUAAAUCAAUAGAACGUAAUGACAACGCCUCUAAGGAGCGCGGUGCGUCAUCAGUUGUAAUUAAUCAAGUAGCUAAAGAAGAAUCGCAGGUUGAGAAAACAAGCGAGCAAAACGUAGCUGAAGAUCAUCUGUCUAAACAGAGGAAUUCCAAAGUGAUUAGUAAUUUGUCAUCCGAGAAAAAGGGAAGAGAGGACAAGGUAGAAGAAGAAGUGUCUCCUACCUCGAAAGUGAGCAACGUCGAGUUAAAAUCAGCUUCUUCAACGAAGGACAGCGUUCCUGAAUUACCUAAGGGGGGUGAUAUUCGAGUAAUUAAGGACGGACUCAGACCCGAAGAAUCUGACACGCACGUUUGGAAGCAACAAAAAGACGAGAAGGAAGUUUCUCCGAAUGAAAGUGAAUCGAUUAAACGUCUUUGGGAUACGAAGAAGGCGUCUCGAGGGGAUGUUAAAUCCGCCGAGGGUAAUAAUGUCAGCGAAGAGAAGGAACAGUCAUCGUUGGCAUCGCACGCGUUAAUACCAGGGAAAAACGAACCUUGGUCGCCCGUUUUAGGUGUCAAAAGUUUGGAGGAGAAUGAUAAAUCGUCGUGGAACAAAUUGAACUUACCCGGGGAUUCGCGCGAAACAAAAUUGAACGCGAAUGGAAUGGCGGCGAGCAAUUUGCGAAUAUCCGCGGGGAAGCAAUUAAUCGAAGACAACAAACAGGAAGUGCCUUCAAUUAUCAGCUCUCCGGCUGCUUUGAAUACCAAAACAACUGGUAAAGCACGCCCUCCAGUCGCGAAUGAGGAUUCAAUUGUACGAUAUUUGAACGAAGUUGUCGGAGCAACGCAUACUAAUGAAUUUGAAUCUCCAAGAAUCGAAGGAACGAUUAGAAAGGGAAAACUUGGCAAUUGGGCACCAAUACCUCUCAAAAAGCAGCAAUCAGGAAUGAUUAGCGAUAAGAAAGACAUAGAAAUUGAAAAAGAGGAAACGAAAGCGUCUUCAAAGAGUGAGGAUAUAGUUAAGGACGACAAAGUUAAGAAUUCGGCACCUAUACCUCUGACAAAGCAACCUUCUUUAAACUGGAACAACAAAGAGGACAUAGAAAUCGAAAAACAGGAAACAAAGGGGUCUUCGAAGGGCGAAGGGAUAAUUAGAAACGAUCAAGUUAAGAAAUGGCCACCUAACCCACUCAAAAAGCAACCUUCUAUAAACUGGAACAAUAAAGGGGACGUAGAACUCGAGAAACUGGGAAUAAAGGAGCCUUUGAAGAACGAAGAGAUAAUUAGAAACGAUCAGAUUAAAAAGUGGACGCCUAAACCGCUCGCAAAGCCAGUUUCUGUAAAAGAUACUAGCAUUCUUAAUGUUCCAAUGGCUCAGAAAUCUGAAAAACAGAUUUCCAAGGAAGAGGAUCAGAAGUUGGUCAACGAUGAACUCAGCGACGAGGAUUGGAACACUGGAAUCGUGGAUAAACUACACCCAGCUUCGAGGAACUUUGCGAAGCCACUCAGAAAGGAUGUGAAUAAAAAUGAAUGGCCUGAAUCUUGGGAGUCUCUUAAGUCCGGAUCUAACAAAUCUUUGGAAAAUGAUAGCUGGACUGAAACGGUGCACAGGAUGAUUAGGUCCCUUCUAUGGAUUAUACGAUCCUGGAGAAUUGAGAAGACUGUUUCAGAUGAGUCUGAUACAAAAACGUCAAAUGCUGAGAUCAUUAAGGAGACUUCUAAGGAGUCAGAUACAACUAAUUUGGAUGUCUACGUGGUGAAAUGGGGUCAAAAAGGACCCGUCAAAGUUGCAGCCGUGAACAACAUGAAACCUUCCAUCAUAAACAAAUUAUUAUUGCCGAGGAAGUCGUACGAGGAAAUUCGUGAAUCGUAUAAAAAGAAUGCAAUUAAAAAUAUUCCUAUAGCAGCAUAACAUAAUUAUCGAGUUUGCAAUUAAAUUUGCAACCUUCCUAUCACAAAAUUAUCGUAAAAGAUUAUUGAAUUUGUUCAUUUUUAAUAAGAUUUGCGAAUUUACUUAUCAAUUAAAUACUUAAAUAAUCGUGUUAUUUGAUAUUUUUAAUACUUAAUCUUAUAAUAUUAUAAAUUAUUCAAUUAAGAUGUAUGUCUAUCAUAAAGAUAGACAUUAUCAUCGGAUUUAUUUAAUCUUGUUAGUUUCUUGUUAAUUCAACUGACGUGUAAACACGAAAACACAUAUAUUCCCUUGUAAUCAUUCAACAUUCUUCAUUCGUUAAUUAAAUAAUGUAUCAUAAUGUUUCUAGCCACGACAGUGAAAUUACUACCUUCCUGUGUUAUAAAUACUGUACUGUAAAUAUAAAUGUAUUUCGUUAAUAAAAA